Molecule: messenger RNA, 546 nt
Organism: Trichomonas vaginalis G3
Lineage: Eukaryota; Parabasalia; Trichomonadida; Trichomonadidae
Exons: 1
Coding region: 1-546 (181 amino acids)
Source: RefSeq, a predicted model, not a curated record
AUGUCAAAAGUUGCAUCUCUUUUUGGAGGCAAACGAGCUGAAAGAAAAAAGAUCGAAGAUUUCAAUAAACCUGUUACAGAAGUUAUCAAUCUUGAUGAUAAGCAAGAAAAUUCUAAGGAAUUAAUUUUUUCAAAUGUUCACAAGGAAACUAAGCCACCAGAAAAUAAACCAAAGUACAUAUUUCAGGCAAUUGAUAAAGCUGCUGAACGUAAAUACAUUCAAAACUGCUUAAAAGAUAAAAGAUUAGAAAGAGAAAUCGCAGACUGGGAAGCAAAGAACGGUCCAGCACUUAAAUUCGACACAAUACAAGGAAAUUCAAAUAUUCCUGAAGAAAAUGGAGAAAUUUUAGAAGAAGGAAAAGAAGAGACCAAAACAGAAACAGCUGAAAAUUCUAAAUGGCCAUCAGAAGCAGAGUUUGAUGAAAUGCGAGAACGUUAUAUGAAACGACUUCAAGAAGAUGAAAUAUUAAAAUUUCAUGGAGGUAAAAAGGCUCAAACUGAGCUCCUUUACUAUCCUGAAAUAUGCGGAAUUCCUGUAAUACAGUGA